Penicilliopsis zonata CBS 506.65 is the source of this 1206-nucleotide messenger RNA. RefSeq lists its product as hypothetical. NCBI's taxonomy places the organism in Eukaryota, Fungi, Ascomycota, Eurotiomycetes, Eurotiales, Aspergillaceae. Bases 270 to 1076 code for a protein of 268 amino acids. The transcript is spliced from 3 exons. The record is from RefSeq and is a predicted model, not a curated record.
AGUGAAUUCAAUGCUUUGUGGCCAAUAAAAGUCCCAGAGAAAGAGAGUAAAUACAACGGCACCAAGGAUCGACGUCUGAUUGGCUCUGAAUCAAGUGGGAGCUGCUUCCAUAUUUAACUCUCCCAACCUGCCCUUCAUCCUACCUUCAACCACACCCCUUCCUGCUACCGCGAGCAUUUAAGACUACAGCUCUUCUCCUCAUCUCAUUCAAAGUGGAAAGUCGUGAUUAUAGGAUUCGUUUUCUUUUGAUUGUCAUUUCUACAUAAACCAUGGCCAUGGAGACCGUCGUUGAGCCUCACGAUCGGUACAAUCUCCGCAAAACACUCACCAUCAUGGAAAGAGACCUCAGAGCCCUGGAAAAGAAGGAUGUCCAUAUAUUGGACCAAAGCAUGCUAGAAUGCUACAAAAUUCGGGCUCUACCUCUGAGCCUUGACGCAGAUGACUCGCUGGCACCAAAGUUUUUCGCUUCUUUCGCCGUCAAAGACAUGCCAGAGCCAACACCAGAAUAUGUCGAGAGAGAAUACGACACCAGCCGUCUAACCCUGAUAACCGAACCCGCGCGAGUCGUUUACCAUUACCUUAAAUCAUACGUUGGCAGCUUGAUGGUCGACUUCCCAGAGAUCCGACAAAAGUGGACAAGCCAUCAGGUCGGUGAUUACAACUUCGGUAGUAAUCGGCUAUACCGGAUGUCUGAGCCUCAAUUUGGCACAUUCUGGAUACUUCAUGAUCCCAAGGCCGCCAAGCCGCAUAUUAAAUGCGUCAUGUACAAUGAGAUCUAUGUGGAUGAUAAUCAUCUACUUUGCGGGGAGGUAUUGACCGUCAUGCUGAUUAUGUUGGGUCAACUCAAGCAGAGGGUGUUUGUCAAUGAUAUGGUUGCGCCGGUUCUACUCUUUUCUCUGAAUCUACUGCGUCCGCGUGUCAUCGAGGCAUACUUUGAUGGCCAGGAGCUGGUGAUACGCUACACCAAAUCCUACGAUUUUAAAUUACUGAACGAAGCUGGGUUCAAGACCUUUGCACAAUGGCUCCUGGGUGAUGCUAUUGGUGAUACGUCCAGAGAGGCAAUCCGGACUGUAUAAGUUGAUAUGGGUGAGGGCGCUUGGUCAAGGUGUUUUUCAGGGUCUUAAUUCUCAUUUACCUACAACCUUCUAGCUGUAUCCAGAAUAAUCACGAGUCAAUUGGAAGUGACAGAAGUAAUUCAAUUCAGCC